Messenger RNA from Juglans microcarpa x Juglans regia, 3594 nucleotides. Its product is annotated as polyvinylalcohol dehydrogenase-like. The transcript has 4 exons. NCBI's taxonomy places the organism in Eukaryota, Viridiplantae, Streptophyta, Magnoliopsida, Fagales, Juglandaceae. The record is from RefSeq and is a predicted model, not a curated record. The coding region runs from base 78 to 1709 and encodes 543 amino acids.
UAUAUUAUAUAUAAAGCCACUAUCAUUGCAGAAGGCCGGGCUUUAAUAGCCUGGGGAUAUUUUGUGGAAGCAAUUUCAUGGCACCUCCAGGAUUCUACAGCAAGCUCUUCCUCGUCCUCUGCAUAUUCAGUCCACUCACCUUCGGCGCCGUGAAUGCAGGUUCAGAUGGGCAUGGUAAGAAGCACAAGGUUUCACUAGACUGGACAAACCAUGGUGGAGAUUUGUACAAUAGAAGAUAUGCCAACAAGGAGACCAAGAUCGGCCCUGCAACUGUCUCCAAUCUACGUUUGAAGUGGGAAUUUUAUGCUGGAGGUGAUAUAACUGCAACACCAGCAGUUUUUAAUGGCACCCUUUACUUCCCAAGCUGGAAUGGAUACAUAUAUGCAGUUAAAGCGUCAGAUGGGUCCCUUGUUUGGAAGAAAAACUUGCAGAAAUUAACUGGCUUUAACAACACUGGUUUCCUUCUCAAUGUCAACUCAACUGUUUCCAGAUCAGCACCGACUGUUGCCCGUAACCUCAUCAUUUUUGGGAUCUAUGGCCCUGCUGUUGUCAUUGCUGUCAAGCGGUCAACGGGGAAGCUUGUGUGGUCAACCCGGUUAGAUAAUCACAACAGAAGUUUGAUUACCAUGUCUGGAACCUACUACAAGGGGGGUUUCUAUGUUGGGACAUCCUCACUGGAAGAAGGUGUCAGCGUGGAGCUAUGCUGCACAUUUCGUGGCAGCCUCUCCAAACUAGACGUCCGAACUGGUGCAAUCUUGUGGCAGACCUUCAUGCUGCCCAACAACUUCGGUAAAACCGGGGAGUAUGCCGGAGCAGCUAUUUGGGGAAGCAGCCCUUCGAUUGACGUUCUCAGAAACAUGGUCUAUAUUGCCACCGGAAACCUAUACUCUGCUCCUGCUAAUGUACUUGAGUGCCAGGAGAGGGAGAACAACCAGACAGUACCUACAUCUCCGGACAAGUGUAUUGAGCCUGAUAACCAUUCAAAUUCAAUACUAGCCCUUGAUUUGGACUCCGGAAAGAUCAAAUGGUAUAAGCAACUAGGAGGUUAUGAUGUAUGGUUUGGUGCAUGCAACUGGCAUUUAGAUCCUCGAUGCCCACCUGGUCCAAGUCCAGAUGCUGAUUUCGCUGAAACACCAAUGAUGUUAAGUAUAUAUGUCAAUAGAACUAAGCAUGAUGUUGUUGUGGCUGUCCAAAAAAGUGGGUUUGCAUGGGCUUUAGAGCGUGAUCAUGGAAGCCUAGUAUGGUCUAAGGAAGCUGGACCAGGAGGCCUGGGAGGAGGAGGUAUGUGGGGUGCAGCAACUGAUGAAAGGCGGAUCUACACUAACAUUGCCAACAGUCAGCACAAAAACUUCACUCUUAAACCAUCCGAGAACACCACAAUUUCUGGCGGAUGGGUGGCAAUGGAAGCUCGUAAUGGCAAUAUCCUGUGGUCGACAGCCAACCCAAAUAAUGCUACAGCCCCUGGCCCUGUUACGGUGGCUAACGGUGUACUUUUUGCUGGAUCCACAUAUCGACAAGGACCCAUAUAUGCGAUGGAUGCAAAGACGGGGAAGAUUCUUUGGUCAAAUGACACUGGAGCCACCAUUUAUGGUGGCAUAUCAGUGAGCAAUGGAUGCAUUUACCUUGGCAAUGGUUACAAGGUAACUCUGGGAUAUGUUAACAAGAAUUAUACAGCUGGAACCUCACUCUAUUCCUACUGUGUACAAUAAUUUUUGCUUUCUGCCCCACAAUCUGGGAGAGAAUGUCAUUUAUCAGUUAAUAUCUGAUGCAUGACUCACACCGACUCCCAUCUCUCUUAGCUUUCUAGAUUUCAAAGACUUGUUCUCUUUCUUCUUCUUGUAAUUUGGAUAUACGUGUAUUUGGUUGCACCCCUCGCUUUAAUAUAAUUGCAUUACUUAUAUGAUGUAUGAUUUUUAUUGAAAAUAAAAGGAAACCAAUGAGUUUGAAAUUUACAUGUUAGGCCUAUUUUGUAUGUUGGCUUGAACUUUCCAGUGUCCAAGUUGAUUGUUUUUCUAACAUGUCCAAUGAAACUAAAAAUUUCACCUUACAAUGGUAAUAUUGCUCCUUAGGAUUUCAAAUUUUUUGUGAAGGGAUGUGAAGAACUGGACUGAUCUUUUGGACAGCAAGUAUAAAAUCCUAGAUGUUUCCCAUAUCUUCACCCUCCCUCAACAUUUCAGAGAACCCGAAGGUUUCCUAGACUGUCACAGCUUAAUUGUGCAGAACUCAGACAGAGAGAAUCACCAAACCUCGAGCAUCAGAUUAACUCAGCCCAUUUUGCUUCAGGUCAACAAAUUUAAUAAAUUGAGGAGCCAAAAUUUCAAAAAGGAAGAAGAAUAUUAUGAAAAGAAACUGGGAAAAAUUCUAGAGCAAAUAAAAGAAAGCAGAAAUUUUACACUGUAGAAUUGGAUUGGGGAUAAGAAAAUUUAUACUACGAAUAUUUCACGAAAUCCAUUCCAAGAUAUUCAUGCAGUGCAUACUGUGCUAUCACGCUUUGUCAAUCUAAGAAUAACCAACAAAGGAUAAAUCUAACAAGCAAUAGAGAUACUUGGUUAAAAGCAUAAUUUGCUUACAUCAUAAAAUCUAUGGUUGAACAGAAAAUUAAGAACAGAGCGUACUGUGAAACUAAUUUAAGCCAACACAUCUGCUAAAGUGCAUGUCUAUGACUUUACAUUCAAUUAAACACACAAAACACGAAGGUAUACUAGAAAGGUUAUUGGACCAUCACGCACUGGUUUUUCAGACAAUUUUCUGAUAUCUCAAAGACAGCAGUAAACUCACCUUUUCCACCCUGCCCUUGCCAUCUUAUCUGAAAUUUGAUCCACAACAUAGUUAACAUCAUUCAGAUAUCCACUGAUACUUUCAGAAACAGAAAACCAGUCUGCUAAUGAAAAAUUUUCGAAUAAAAAUCAGCAACCCCAGAAAUAGAAAGAGCUGGGUGGCUUUUAUGAAAAAAUGCAAAAAGCAAAAAUAGAGAGGACAUAAUUUUCUCCUUCGAAUUUGAUAGAAGCUAUUCUGUUGGCUUAAAAUUUCCAUGACAAAGUUAAGAGACAUUAAAAUUCAAGACAAUAAACUGCCAAAUGUCGUUCAGCACUUACAACAAUGCACAAACAAGAUAUAAGUGAUAAAAAAUGGAUACAACAGAGGUGCACAUUGAAAACAUAUUUAGAUUUAUUUUUCUUUUUUUAGAAAAAAAAAAUCUCACCAUAACUAAUCCAAGACAAAAUAAGUAUGAAAAAACUGCACUUCUCCAGAUUCUUACCUCGACCAUCUUUAGAGAAUAAUGGUGGUCUGUCAAUUUUUCUUCCUCCUUUGCCAUUCGCUUGAAUUAGCCCCUGCACCUGGGGCGACAUUAUCAAUUUACUAGUGUCUGAAGUUGGCAAAGAAUGCCUCCUGGUGAAACCAUUUUCAAUCCCAUCUUGUUCAAACUUCGGGGAUCCUUGUGCUUUAAGUUUUGCCUUGGCAGACUCAGUUGCCGCCAUAUAGCUUGGUAAAGACACAGUAUUUUGUGAAACAUUCUCUGAGUUUUGCUGUUUUGCUGGGAAAGACUUUCUUCUGCUUUGGUUCUCCUUGCUAGUUUGAUCUUCCAUUACAAUU